GUUUUAUAUUCCCUCUUUGCCGCUGGUUUUGGGGGUCGGGGUGUUCUGCUGCGUUCUUGUGACUCGGAAAGGAGCAGUCUUUGUGGUUUUUACGGUAUAUAGGUGCGGGGGGAGUGGGAGGGAGUGAAAAAGAUGAUAUUUUCCCGGGGUUUUGUUGUUGUUUAAGAGGUUAUGUGUUGAUGACUUUGUUGGUUUGUGAGUUUCAUGGUUUUUACUGUUGUUUUCUUCUUCUUGUUGUUGUUUUGGUUUGAAAGGGAGGAAUCCUGACACUUGUUUUUAAGAAUUCUAGUUGUUUGUUUCGAUGACAUUCUCUGGUUCUGAAGGUUUGUGAAACUCUUGAUCUUUUUGUAAAUCUUUACCGGUUCAAAGUUUUGUGGAUUGGUCUUCUUAUUUGGGAGUAUUUUGUAUUUUGUUGUCGCUCUUCACUUCUUUUUCUGGGGCUAAGCGUUGAAAUCUGAGAUUUUACAUUGAGAGUUAUGCUCUUUUUUUUUACUGUUAUUUUCUCUUUUGUAUCAUAAUUAGGUUAAUGGGCUUUGGAUUUUUUAGAUCUUUUGGAAAAUCGAAAUUCUCUCCUCUUGUUCCCAAUCUUGGGUUCUAGGGUUCAUCUGCUGGGUCUUCGUCUUGUCACUCGAAUUGACAAACGGCCCUUGAAUCUAUUUAUUUGAUCGACUUUUCUAAGAACCGAUUCUUGAGGUUUAGAUUGGGGCUCUUUUUCUGUUUGGCAUAAGGAUCAGCGGAAGCGGAUACCCGUAAGCUUGGAUGCUAGAGUUUGGUUUCGCAAGAUCUUCUUUGUCUUUUGAGAAGCGGGUUUGCUGUGCGACACUCCGGAGAGCUUGGGAUCUUCCGAUCAAUGGAUUGAAUGAAGCUUUCUAGUUCAGAUGUUAAGAGCAUUGUGCCAUGGGGUUCUGAUUUUUUCCCUCUUGCUCUCUGCAUCCGCCAUUGAGAUCGGACGCUGCAGCUGCGAUGUUGACAGCCUCUGGAGCAUCGAGACCAUCCUCCAAUGUCAGAAAGUGAGCGACUUCUUGAUCGCGGCGGCUUACUUCUCAAUUCCCCUCGAGCUUAUCUACUUUGCGGCAUGCUCCAACCUCAUCCCCUUCAAAUGGAUCGUAUUCCAGUUCGGGGCCUUCAUAGUCCUCUGCGGACUGACCCACCUGCUCAACGUCUUCACCUACGAGCCCCACUCGUUCCUUCUGAUGCUGAGCCUCACUGUUUCCAAAUUCUUCACCGCGCUCGUCUCGUUUGCGACGUCGAUCACCCUCUUGACCUUGAUCCCUCAGCUCCUGAGGGUGAAGGUGAGGGAGAACUUCUUGAGGAUAAAAGCCUGGGAGCUGGACAGGGAAGUUGGAAAGAUGAAGAGGCAGGAGGAAGCCAGCUGGCAUGUGCGAAUGCUGACCCACGAGAUCCGCAAGUCGCUCGAUAGGCAUACGAUCUUGUACACCACUUUGGUCGAGCUCUCGAAGACAUUGGGGCUGCAGAAUUGUGCUGUAUGGAUGCCUAAUGAGAAUAAAAGGGAGAUGAACCUGACUCAUGAGUUGCGACAGAGAAACUCAUCCAGUAUGUACAGUUGCGCGAUCGCCAUUGAUGAUCCGGAUGUGAUGGAGAUUAAAGAAACCAAAGGUGUGAAGAUACUGCGGCCAGACUGCGUGCUUGCCUCUGCAAGCAGCGGAAGUAGGCUUGAACCUGGAGAUGUGGCUGCUAUACGAAUGCCGCUGUUGAAGGUUUCCAAUUUCAAAGGUGGGACACCAGAGAUUGUUGAAGCAAGCUAUGCAAUACUUGUUUUGGUCCCCCCUAGAGAUGAUUCGAGGGUUUGGAGCUCCCAGGAACUAGAGAUUGUUGAAGUAGUGGCUGAUCAGGUUGCUGUCGCCCUCUCUCAUGCAGCUGUUUUGGAGGAAUCACAGAUGAUGAGAGACAAACUGAUGGAGCAGAACAGGACUUUGCUGCAUGCGAAGCAGAGUGCCAUGAUGGCAAGCGAAGCAAGGAACACAUUUCAAAGAGCCAUGAGCCAGGGAAUGAGAAGACCCAUCCACUCCAUCUUGGGUAUAUUGUCGAUGAUGCAACAUGAAAAAUUGAGCCAAGAACAAAGGCUUGCAGUUGAUACGAUGGCAAAAACCGGCAGUGUCAUUUCAACAUUGAUUAAUGAUGUUAUGGGCACAUCUACUAUUGACAACGAGCGCUUAUCUUUGAUUAUGAGACCCUUCCAGCUGCAUUCCAUGAUUAAGGAAGCUGCGAGUGUUGCAAGAUGUCUUUGUGAUUGUAGAGGUUUUGGUUUUGCAUUUCAGGUUGAUAAUGCAGUGCCCGAUCGGGUUGUUGGGGAUGAGAAGCGGAUUUUUCAUGUAAUAUUGCAUAUGUUAGCUACUCUAUUAAAUGGGCGUGAUGAAGGAUUUGUCACAUUCCGGGUGCUAAGCUAUAAGGAGGACAAGGAUGGUCAAGUUCAGGAAUGGGUUCCAUGGAAAUCAAGAUUUUCUGAUGGAUAUGCCUGUGUGAAGUUCGAAGUUAGGAUUAAAAAAUCUCAAAGUGAUGAGCCAAGUUCAUCAACAGUUCAACUUGCUCCAAAGCCCAAUUCUGAAGGGUUUGAGAUGAGCCUCAACUUCAACCUAUGCAAGAAGUUUGUGCAGAUGAUGCAGGGAAACAUUUGGGCAGUUCCAAAUUCCCAAGGCAUUGCAGAAAGCAUUACGCUUGUCAUCCAAUUCCGGCUGCAACCUCUCACCUCAGCCUCUGAUGUGGGAGAAGCCUCAGGUCUCUUGCAUACAUCUUCAGCACCUAAUUUCAAAGGCCUUAGAGUUCUCUUGGCUGAUAACGAUGAUUUCAACAGAGCUGUUACUCGAAUGCUCCUUGAGAAGCUUGGUUGCUGUGUCUCCUCUGUCGCAUCUGGCAUCGAAUGCCUAAGCUCCUUUAGUACUGCCGCUACACCUUUCCAACUCGUAAUCAUGGACCUCGACAUGCCUAAAAUGGAUGGUUUCGAAGUAGCAAUGCGAAUCCGAAAGUUUAGGAGCAGGUGCUGGCCUUCAAUUGUGGCUCUGACUGCGAGCGCCGAGGAUGAUGUUUGGGAGAAGUGCUUGCAGUCUGGGAUGAAUGGUCUGAUCCGAAAACCAAUCACUCUGCAGGCCAUGAGAGAAGAGCUCUACAGAGUCCUACAUAACACCUAGGUAAGUAUAGUUCUCCAUUCCGGGGAGGAGAGCAUCGUUAGCUCCCAUUCUCCAUUUACCCCACGAAAAAAUAAAAAAAAUGAGUCUCCUCUCUGGGAUUAAUGCAGCAGAGAUUCUGUUUUGGAUUAACUGGGACUUUGGUAGUACCAUCAUUAUACAAGUUGUUUGCACACAGAAGGCGAAUACAAAAUUCGGAUAGUGAUUUUUCAUUUAGCCAUAUGUGAACAUAUUAUGCUCUUAAAACUGAAGAUCAAAUGCAGAUAAUAGCCCCAA
Phoenix dactylifera (date palm) is the source of this 3419-nucleotide messenger RNA. Its product is annotated as ethylene receptor 2-like. The record is from RefSeq and is a predicted model, not a curated record. Gene Ontology annotation, cellular component: endoplasmic reticulum membrane; endoplasmic reticulum. Gene Ontology annotation, molecular function: ethylene binding; phosphorelay sensor kinase activity; protein binding. Gene Ontology annotation, biological process: response to ethylene; phosphorelay signal transduction system. NCBI's taxonomy places the organism in Eukaryota, Viridiplantae, Streptophyta, Magnoliopsida, Arecales, Arecaceae.